This is a messenger RNA of Phascolarctos cinereus (koala), 3265 nucleotides long. RefSeq names its product centrosomal protein 83 (gene CEP83). NCBI's taxonomy places the organism in Eukaryota, Metazoa, Chordata, Mammalia, Diprotodontia, Phascolarctidae. Gene Ontology annotation, cellular component: centriole; ciliary transition fiber; centrosome. The record is from RefSeq and is a predicted model, not a curated record. Gene Ontology annotation, biological process: cilium assembly; establishment of centrosome localization.
GCCAGCCGGCCUAGAGAAGCAGCCAGGCCCUUCUGAGACGAAGGCCGCUUCGGUUUCUCAGCUCGAGGGUCUCCGGGAGCUCCCUAGGACCGGGAGUGGGGGUGGAGGCGGGGGCGGGGCGAUAUCCUGCGAGGCCUUCUGCGCGUGCGCCUGCGCCUGCGCAGUGUGUUCCUCUCACUGGGUCCGUUAGUCCGCGGAGCCCGCGCGUCCUCGAAUGUCCGGGGUGGGAUGUUAGCUUACCCUCCCUGCGUCCGAGUAGUAAGCCCCACGGAGGCCCCGGGUUGGAGCUGAGGGCAUGUUGGCCGGCGGCGGCGAUGUCCGCAGCCUUCACACCUUCCUCCCCUGUCAGGUGUGCGCGCACACUUUGAAAGGACCGUGGAGGAGCCGUGCCUAGAAGAAUAGUACAACCAGAAGCCUCUGAUAGAUGUCACCAGUCUUUGGGACAGGAAGCUGGGUGUGAUGUCAGCGACAGGUAUCAUUUGGCCACCUGGGAUUCUGUGAAAGAGAGAAGGUGGUAGAAAAUACUUCUGGAAAGAAUACUGAAAGUGGUAGGCUGAGCCAAAUUGUUUGUACAUGGUUGUCAGCACGCUAACCAAGAUGGAUGCUUUUGCCAACAUUUUUCCUCCUGGAGGAGCUACUGGGCUGACGAGUUCACAAUCAGAGUUCCAAAAAAUGUUAAUUGAUGAAAAAUUGCGAUGUGAACAUCACAAAACUAAUUACCAGACUUUGAAAGCUGAGCACACAAGGUUACAGGAUGAGUACAUAAAGUCACAAAGUGAGCUCAAGCGACUCUUAAAUGAAAAACUAUCUCAUCAGGAAAAAUUUCAGCUGCUUCUUGCUGAACUAAGAGGGGAAUUAGUAGAGAAGACUAAAGAUUUAGAGGAAUUGAAAUUACAGGUAUUGACGCCUCAGAAAUUGGAAUUGUUAAGAGCCCAAAUACAACAAGAAUUAGAAACUCCAAUGAGAGAACGUUUUCGGAAUCUAGAUGAAGAGGUAGAGAAAUACAGAGCUGAAUAUAACAAGCUUCGCUAUGAACAUACUUUUCUCAAAUCAGAAUUUGAACAUCAGAAAGAGGAAUAUACGCGAAUUUUAGAAGAAGAAAAAAUAAAAUAUGAAGCUGAGGUUUCAAGGCUAGAGAAAGAUAAAGAAGAGAUGCACAACCAACUCCUUCAGGUGGAUCCUGCAAGAGAGAACAAACGAGUGGAGAAGCUUGUCCGAGAAAAGGCCCAGUUGAAUCAGAAAUUGAAAGGCUUGGAGGCCGAAGUAACAGAAUUACGAGCAGAGAGAGAGAACUGUGGCAUCCAGGCCGAAAAUGUUCAGAGGACUCAAGUGCGCCAGCUGGCCGAGAUGCAGACUGCUGUCAGGUCCCUGGAGGCAGAAAAACAGUCAGCCAAGCUUCAGUAUGAUCGAGUGGAGAAAGAACUACAAUCAACUAAUGAGCAAAACACCCUCUUAAUUAGUAAACUGCACAAGGCUGAAAGAGAGAUCACUGCAUGGACCAGCAAAGUUGAAGAACUUAAACAUUCAAACAAAUUAGAAAUAGCAGAUAUCAAACUGGAGGCAGCCAGAACUAAGAGUGAAAUAGAAAGAGAAAGGAACAAGAUUCAAAGUCAAGUGGAUGGACUGCAGUCAGACAAUGAAAUCCUCAAGUCAACUAUUGAACGCCACAAAACGCUUUUAUUAGAAAAGGACCGUGAAUUAGUACGGAAAGUACAAGCUGCCAAAGAAGAAGGUUACCAAAAACUAGCAGCCUUGCAAGAUGAAAAGCUAGAACUUGAGAACAAAUUAGCAGAUUUAGAGAAAAUUAAAGUGGAACAAGAUGUCUGGAGACAAUCUGAAAAGGAUCAGUAUGAAGAGAAAGUGCGGGCUUCACAGAUGGCAGAAGAGUCAGCCAAGAGGGAGCUGCAGAGUAUUAGAAUGAAGCUUCAGCAGCAGAUGAUUGCUAAUGAGAACGUAGAAAAAGAAAAAACUGAAAAUGCUGAUCUUAAACAGCAAAUCAGUAGUUUACAGAUCCAAGUUACCUCCCUCACACAGUCGGAGACUGAGUUGGUGGAUUCUAACCAAAAGCUGAAGGAGAUGGUGGAGAAGCUGAAGCACGAAUGCCGGAAUGCACGGACUCAAGCAGAAAAGGCUCAGCUAGAGGUUGAAAGUUCUUUGGAAGAGAAGCGGGUAGAAUGGUUGGAAGAAAAGCAUAAAUUUCAUGAACGUAUCAAAGAAAAAGAAGAGAAGUACAGCCAGGCCAAAGAGAAGCUGCAGCGAGCCUCACUGGCGCAAAAAAAGAGAAAAUCCCUCUAUGAAAACAAGUUGAAGAAACUGCAAGAAAAAGUAGAACUUCUGGAAGCAAAAAAUGAAGAAUUGGAAACAGAAAAUCAGGUUUUAAAUAGACGAAAUGUGCCAUAUGAAGACUACAGUAAGCUCCAAAAACGACUGAAGGAUAUACAGAGAAGACAUGAUGAAUUUCGAACUUUGAUCUUGGUUCCGAACAUGCCCCCAGCAACAUCCUUCAGUUCUGUGAAUUUGUUGUCAGCACCCUUGCCUUCCGGGGUGGAAGCAUCUUUCCCUCCUCACCUUCCGGAAGAGGAACAUGAACGAGAGCUGUCUCUCCUUCGAAAAAGAUUGGAAGAACUAGAGAGCGCUCAGCGGAGGCAGCUGGAAGAGCUUGGGCCCCCCGGGGAGUGAGGCGGCAGCGGGGCAGUCCCAUCAGUGACUCAGUAAAGAUGGAAACUGACACCUUUGUGGCAUGGAGAGGCUUGAUUCCCAUUUGCCAAAAGAGCAUCUUGCCUGUAAUUGGAAAAAGUACCAAGUAUGUGCCCUAUUGCUUAAAUAUACACUAAAGACAAGCUGCAUUAAAAGAAUCAUUUUCAGAAAUUUGUUAGGGUGUUUACUUAUAAUCCUUUAAGAAGUAUAAAUACACACACACACACACACACACACACACACACACACCCCUUAAAAGGAACUGUGAUAUGGGAAUCAAAGUUCAAAAUUAUUUCCUUAAUUUUACUCUAAAUUGAGUAAACUGGCAUUCUUUCUAAAACCUGGUUCCCUAUUGCAUUCCAUCUGGGAGAUAGUGGCUAAUAAGAAGGCCUGAUAAAAAUAUCCUGAUUUUGAUUACAACCAAACUUUUUUUUAAGGUGUACUUCAUUGUGACCACUACAGGAAAAAACCUCACAAUCUCUUGAAAUCUGUGCUUACUAUGAAUGUCUGCUUUUUUCAAAAGCACAUUAUUUAUUUUAAAAGUUGAAUAAAUAUUUUUCUAUCAGUA